AAAUUCUAAAAAUAUUUAAAAGGAAAUAAAAAUGAAGAAAAAUUCCUCCAUUUCCGCUCCAACCCUCACCAACAACAUCCAUUGUGAAACUCGCACGUCUUCAUUUCAAUUUCAAAUCAACCCAAAAUAUCUGUAAGCCGACAAUUUUAAUCAUCUACGAAGAACAGAACGAGACGGAGUCAAUUCUUUUUUCUAAUUUUCCCCUAAUUGUUAAAGAAUUUUUGUUAUUAGGAUUACUUUGCCUGUUUUGUACUGAUUUAUCAAGCCUCUGUAGAGUCGAGUCUGUCUGAGUGUGUUGGUAGUAAAAGAUUUCAAUUGUAACAUGGUGACAAAUGAGUUCCAUAGUGGAAGUUCUAGCUCGACUUCAUGGAGUAGUCAGCCUGAUACAGAGGAUGAUAGGAUGAUAGCACUUGUUUUAACAGAAGAAUACUCUAAGCUUGACGGUGCUGUUGGUCGACGUCUUUCUAACCUUGCUCCUAUUCCUGUUGUCCCAAGGAUAAAUUCCUAUAUUCCUACCUUGAGUGAUGCUAACUUGGAUCACCAGAGGCUUCUUCAGAGACUACAAGUUUAUGGUCUUUUCGAAGUCAAAGUUUCCGGUGAUGGAAAUUGUCAGUUUCGUGCACUCUCAGACCAGAUGUUCAAGUCACCAGAUUAUCACAAAGUCGUACGCAAAGAAGUGGUUAAACAGCUAAAGGAGCACAAGUCUCUAUAUGAAAGUUAUGUUCCAAUGAAAUACAAGCAUUACUACAAGAAAAUGUCAAAAAAUGGGGAAUGGGGAGACCACCUAACUCUUCAAGCAGCAGCUGAUAAGUUUGCUGCGAAGAUAUGCCUUUUGACUUCCUUCCGAGACACAUGCUUUAUUGAAAUUGUUCCACAAGACCAGGCACCUAAACGAGAGCUGUGGUUAAGUUUCUGGUCAGAGGUUCAUUAUAAUUCCCUGUAUGAACUCCGAGCGAUGCCGCCGCCAUCGAAACCGAAGAAGAAGCACUGGUUGUUUUAGAUGCCAGUGAUCUUUGAAGUUGGUUGAUCAGAAAUAAGUCUGUUGUACAUUAUUGCCUAAAAGUUGAUAUCCACAGCCAUAAACACUAUUGAGUUAUUUAGUUUAAGGAUUUAUUUUUUUUUUUUCAAUUUUUUCAUUAGUCUCACUUGAGGGAUUGAGUAUGCAAGGCUGUGAAACUAUACCAUACUAACAUUCGAUUCACGAUUUUCGAUUUUUAAUCCCUUGUUUCUUUUUGAUGUAAAUAGAUGUCCGUUUGGCGUUAUCCAAUUUCGUUUGUAAACAGUAAACAAUCCGGUCUUAUCUAUGUGAGCUUUAUGCAUAGGCUGUUGCAAACUCGAUGGGAUUGUGAUUCAUAGAAUGGUUUUUGCUCAUUUCGAUUUGUCAACGAUUGCGUAUUAUAUACUAUCAAUUUUUGCUGAUUUA
Amaranthus tricolor (Joseph's coat) is the source of this 1423-nucleotide messenger RNA. RefSeq names its product OVARIAN TUMOR DOMAIN-containing deubiquitinating enzyme 12. The transcript has 10 exons. Gene Ontology annotation, molecular function: cysteine-type deubiquitinase activity. Bases 323 to 1000 code for a protein of 225 amino acids. Gene Ontology annotation, biological process: protein deubiquitination. The record is from RefSeq and is a predicted model, not a curated record. NCBI's taxonomy places the organism in Eukaryota, Viridiplantae, Streptophyta, Magnoliopsida, Caryophyllales, Amaranthaceae.